This is a messenger RNA of Suillus plorans, 1416 nucleotides long. RefSeq names its product aspartic peptidase domain-containing protein. The record is from RefSeq and is a predicted model, not a curated record. Bases 1 to 1416 code for a protein of 471 amino acids. Gene Ontology annotation, molecular function: aspartic-type endopeptidase activity. The transcript has 6 exons. NCBI's taxonomy places the organism in Eukaryota, Fungi, Basidiomycota, Agaricomycetes, Boletales, Suillaceae. Gene Ontology annotation, biological process: proteolysis.
AUGUUUUCUCUACCUCUAAUAGCUGCCGCACUCCUUCCCUUUGCUCUCGCUGCUCCCCACCCGGAUGCAGGUGUUAUUCAUGUCCCAAUCGUCAGACGUAGUCAAACAAAUAGAGUCGCAAACUUACCGAAAGCCGUCGAAGCAUUACAGGCAAAAUAUGGUUUUCGGCCAACAAGUGCCACAUAUUCCAAGCGUGCAAACACCGCUGCAGUCCCAAUCACUGAUGAGGAUAACGAUUCCAGUUAUUCGAGUGUCGUGAGCAUUGGGACUCCGCCCCAGAAUUUUGAUCUUGUUCUCGACACUGGUUCUUCAGACCUUUGGGUUGCGACAUCCUCAUGUUCCGCUUGCGCAUCAUAUGAGUUUACUACCUCAAAAUCCUCGACAUUCCAGUCGUCAGGCACUCCACUGCAGAUUAAUUAUGGCUCAGGAUCAGUCAAAGGGUCUGUCGCCGAAGACACUGUCACCUUCGGUGGCUUCACUAUCACUCAACAAGAACUACUGGCUGUUUCUUCAACUACAUCUGGUUUGAUCGAUGGCGAACUCUCAGGUAUCAUGGGUCUUGGAUUCAACACCAUUUCUGCCCUCAAUGCCACCCCGUUUUGGCAAGCUCUCUAUAAUGCCAACCAGCUCUCAGAACCCUUGUUCUCUUUCUACCUUGCACGCUAUAUCGACGCAUCCACCAUGAGCAGUGCCCCUGGUGGUGUCCUCACUCUUGGUGGAACAAACUCGAGCUUGUACCAGGGCUCCAUUGAGUACUUGGACCUAACCGGUCCGGCAUCGUAUUGGUUGCUCAAUGUUAAUUCGCUCUCUGUGCAAGGCAACACGGUCAGUGUUGGAUCCAGUUCCCUUGCUGCCAUCGACACAGGCACUACCCUCAUCGCCGCACCCUCCACCGUUGCCGCAGAUAUUUGGGCCCAAGUUCCAGGCUCCGAAGCGCUUACGGGAGCAUACGCAGGCCUAUACGCAUUCCCUUGUACCACUGAUGUCACAGUCACCAUAUCUUUCGGCGGUUCUAGUUGGACGAUCAACCCUGCCGACAUGAACCUCGGUUCUAUCUCCGGUUCUAUCUCGGCUGCUACGACUCAGAUGUGCGCUGGUGGUAUCUUUGACAUUGGCACCAGCGUUGGCAGUGGCUCUAACGUUCCCACCUGGAUAAUUGGUGACACGUUCCUCAAGAAUGUGUACUCCGUUUUCCGUGCCAAUCCUGCUGCUGUCGGUUUUGCACAGCUUGCCAGUGGCUUGAGCUCUACAGCAACCGGCACCUCAAAUCCAAACCCUGCGAAGGUGACUAACUCAGCUACCUCGACCAGCAGCUCAGGCAACCCCCUCCUCGGCGCUGCAUCUUCUAAAUCAAAUAUCGCUGUCUCCCUCACUCUUCUUGCAUCUGUGGCAGCCUUCUUCACCAUAUUGCUCUAA